AUGGCGUAUCGGUCUAUUUCGAUUUUAAAGCAGGGUCGCCUGUUACAGGCGUCGCUGUCAAAGGGUUGCUUAUGUCAAACGUUAUCACAUAGAUGGUACACAGCAACAUCAUUGUCAAGUCUGGCUAGAUCAGAUCACCUCCUGAGGCAUCUGACAUGUUUGCAAUAUCAGCACAGGUUAUAUUCUGAUAAACCAUCCAAGCCUGAUCCACCAUCUCAAUCAAAAGACCAGAAGUCUCCAAAGAAUUCCUCCUCAGAUGACAAGUGGAUGAAGAUCAAAGUUAAAAUUGGGGAUUAUGAAUACAAUAACUCUGAUGGGAAAGGUGGUAAGACGUCAGGGUCAGGAGGAGCUCCAGACAAACAGAUGCUCUUCUUUGCUGCUCUGGGAGGUGCUGCACUGUUGUACAUGUUUUAUGCUAGCCGGUACAAGGAGAUCACCAUGAAGGAGUUCUUCCAUACAUAUCUCCCAACAGGAUCG
Messenger RNA from Candidula unifasciata, 477 nucleotides. Lineage: Eukaryota; Metazoa; Mollusca; Gastropoda; Stylommatophora; Geomitridae. The record is from the annotation of a GenBank genome assembly.